CGUAGGGGCCUCUCGUGGGAAUGCCACCGAAUUGGGGAAAAGAACCAGCCUUUCGGGUUUUUCCAGCCAGGCACUGUGUGUCCUGUUAAUUUUGCUUUUUGAAUGUGACCUCCGAGCUUCGGGGGCCAGUGUGAGCUGCCCGCAGUACCAGCCCCUGGGGCCUCCUGAAGGGUCCCGGAGAGGGACUCCCUGCCUUGAGGUACCCCUGCACCCCCUUUCCAGACCUUUGAGGAUCCGAGCCACCAAAGGUUAGCUUCAGCGCACGCACUGCGGGCUUUGCGCAGGAAAGGGGGAGGGGUCUGAGGCUCCAGGUCACAGUGACCUACUCUGGGCUCUGCAAGGGGACAGCUGGGGCCAGAAGCUGCCUGGAGGGGUUCUCAGAAGAAGGAGGAACCAUCGUCCCCGCUCUCAGGCAGAAAGGAGAUGCUGGAAGGCCCGCCCCUACCACUAGUGGCUGUUGCGCUGGGCACCGGGCUGCUGGCUCUGGUGCUGUACCUGCGCUCCCGGUUCCAAGGCCUGUGUUUGAUCCUGUGGAAUGAGCUUGUCCUGCAGCCCAUCCGAGACCUGCUCAUGGGCGACAGCAAGGAGCAACGUAUCCUGCGCCACGUGCAGCAGCAGGCACAGCCUGGGGACCCGCAGAGCGUGCUGGCCGCCAUCGAUGCCUACUGCUCACAGAAGGAGUGGGCCAUGAAUGUGGGCGACGAGAAAGGCCUGAUUGUAGAUGAGGUGGUGCGGGAAUACCGCCCCACCCUACUGCUCGAGCUGGGCGCCUACUGUGGCUACUCGGCCGUACGCAUGGCCCGCCUGCUGCCACCUGGUGGCCGCCUGCUCACCAUUGAGGUCAAUCCAGCCUAUGCGGUCAUCACCCAGGAGAUCCUCAACUUUGCCGGCCUGCAGGACAAGGUGACGAUUCUGGUUGGGGCGUCCCAGGACAUCAUCCCCCAGCUGAAAAAGAAGUAUGACGUGGACACGUUGGACAUGGUCUUUCUUGAUCACUGGAAGGACCGGUACCUGCCGGACAUGCUCCUUUUGGAGGAGUGUGGCCUGCUGCGGAAAGGGACAGUGCUGCUGGCUGACAAUGUCAUUCUCCCUGGAGCCCCGGAGUUCCUGGCCCACGUGCGUUCCAGCAGCCGUUUCGAAUGCACCCAUUACAGCUCACACCUGGAGUACUCCAAGGAGGUGGACGGCCUGGAGAAGGCCAUCUACUUGGGCCCAGGCCCUGGUGACAAGGGGAAGAAGCCUUGACUGCCCACCCUACCCCCCAGGCUCCGCCCCACCCCCUAAGCCUGCUUUAGGGCGUGGUCUGGUCUCCACCCACCCCACAGACCUGUGAAAUCCCGCCCUACCCCCAACCCCAGCCCCCUCCCCCUGCUGCACCGGUCAUCACACACACUGUGGGCACAUAGUAGGGGGUCACUGCUACAAGGCCAAGAAGGCAUUUGCUUCUAGACUGAGCCAAGGAGUUCUGGGUGGGACCUACUACCCGAAACUGGCAUUCUGAGAGGGGCUUCUUCUGCCUGGCUCCGGAGGCAGGCCCUCGGGCUAGGAGAGGUGCCACUGGAUGCAGGAAGUAGGGGAGGCCGGGGAACAUUGGCCGCUGAUGAGUGGACUCAGUCUGUCGUUAAAGUUUACCAUCACCAGGUGGCAGCAGAUGCCUCAGUGAUGGCACUUGGACCAAAAGCUCUUAUGUAUUGCAUGUCUGUUUUGUGUUUCUGUUUUUUAAAGAAAACCUUGAUCAUUUUACUAAAAACUACCGGUAGCAGUCUUACCCACCAAUAUCAUGUUUCCAAGAUGUCAAAAUAGAAAUUAAAGAUACUUAAAAAAUUUA
This is a messenger RNA of Echinops telfairi (small Madagascar hedgehog), 1828 nucleotides long. RefSeq names its product catechol-O-methyltransferase (gene COMT). The transcript has 5 exons. Gene Ontology annotation, molecular function: catechol O-methyltransferase activity; magnesium ion binding. Bases 424 to 1245 code for a protein of 273 amino acids. Gene Ontology annotation, cellular component: dendrite; membrane; axon. Gene Ontology annotation, biological process: catecholamine catabolic process; dopamine metabolic process; developmental process. NCBI's taxonomy places the organism in Eukaryota, Metazoa, Chordata, Mammalia, Afrosoricida, Tenrecidae. The record is from RefSeq and is a predicted model, not a curated record.